GAUAUGGCAGACGUGUCUAACAUGGUUCCACUUAAAGAUAUUUCUGCAAAAUGUGACAGAGUUUGCAUUUUCGGUACUGGUGAUUUUGGCAGAUCUCUUGGAUACAGAUUUCUCCAGGCUGGUUACAAUGUUGUAUAUGGUAGCCGAGGUCAAAGUAAUUAUGGCCUUCUUCCAAAGGGAUCCGAGGUUUUAGGUCAUGCUGAGGCUGCAGAGAAAUGUGAUAUUAUCAUUUUGGCCAUUCAUAGGGAACAAUAUGGCUUUCUGUCAUCACUUUCUCACAUUUUAGAAAGAAAAGUAUUGGUGGACGUAAGCAACAAUCUGAAGAUGAAUCAGUAUCCCGAAUCCAAUGCACAGUACCUUGCACAACUGUUGCCUAAAGCCAUAGUUGUCAAAGCAUUUAAUACGGUCUCAGCUUGGGCUCUACAGUCUGGAACACUAGAUGCCAGUAGACAGGUAUUCGUUUGUGGUGAUGAUGCCGAGUCCAAAGAGCGUGUGAUGGAUAUUGCCCGCAGGCUUGGCCUAACACCUUUGGACCAGGGAUAUCUUUUGGCAGCAACUGAGCUGGAAAAUUACCCUUUGCAGUUGUUUCCACUGUGGAGGUUACCUUUCUACAUUGCAGUUGGGCUAACUGCCUUCAUAUUCUUCUACAGUGUGUUAACUGAUGUGAUCUAUAGAUAUGUUACUGAACACGUAGAUAUAUCAUUCCGAAUUGCAGUUUCUCUGGCAAAUCGCGUAUUCCCAGUGGUGUCUCUAAUACUUCUGGGCAGUGUUUACCUGCCUGGAGUAAUUGCUGCCUAUUUACAGUUGCACAGAAAAACAAAGUAUAGACGUUUCCCUAGUUGGCUUGAUCGCUGGAUGUUGUGUCGUAAACAACUUGGCCUUGUUGCUUUGGGCUUCGCAUUUCUUCAUGUUUUCUAUACUCUUAUCAUUCCAAACAGAUACUAUGUACAGAAUAAGCGGAAUAAUUUUAUUCUUUCAAAGAUAAAAAAUAAUGAAACAUUUCAGUUUGAUACUACCGUAGCAUGGCGCCAUGACAUGUAUAUGUCUUUGGGCAUCCUAGGAUUUGGCCUGUAUGUCUUGCUGGGUAUUACUUCCUUACCAUCUGUGAGCAAUGCUGUCAAUUGGAGAGAGUUCCGCUUUGUACAGUCCAAAUUGGGGUUUGUUACAUUGAUGCUCUGCACUGGACAUGUUCUGUUGUAUGGAUGGAACAAAUUCCUCUACAGUUCCCGCUACAACUGGUAUCUACCUCCAGCCUACAUGCUAUCUCUUGUGAUCCCUUGCACUGUGCUUGUCCUAAAGUUCUUUCUUAUGACUCCAUGCAUUGACAGAAAACUUACAAAAAUUCGCCAAGGAUGGGAAGGAAAUGUUAAGCACAAACCGUCUCAACGUUACAAGGAUUCUUCACUUGUAUAGGGAAUUCAAACAAAAGCAUUGUUAAUGUUUCACUACAGAUAUUCAUUUACUACAUCAGUUUAGAUAAUGAAUUUUUGGCAUUCUGCUACAUUUUUUUUCCGUUUUUACUUGUCAAGACAGUUUAUAAUGAAUUUACUGCAUUAUGCUGGAACACUUUAUUGCAUUACAGAAACAGAUGAGUGUGUUUCAUAACAGAAGUCUGAAUUGUCACAAAUGGCAACAGCCUGUAGAAGAUAUGAUAACAAAUCUGAUCAGCAUACAGUCAGAGUAUCAUGAUGAACUAUAAUGAUGAAGACAAGUGAAGAAAAGUUCAUUUUAAUGUUACCAGUUUUCACAUGGUUCCUUUGUCUUUGUACUUCAGAGAUUUGCUGGGAGGCUUGCAUUCUACUUGCUGUCCUUAUAUUAUCAUUUACACUGCUGCCCUGUGUUUUUUGUAAGUGCUACUGUAUUUUCAGUAUGGAACUUAGUCUUUCAUUUACCUGUUGUGUGGACUUAACCUGUGUAAAAUUUCUUUCUGUUUGAAAUUUAUUUGGUGGUAUAAAUGAACAUUUAUGAAAGUUUGAUCUGAAGUUGUACAAAUGAUAAUCUGCCCACACAUACCAGUGUAUAUCCCGCAAAAGUCAACAUUAGAGUUUUGCUGUUAUUUAUUCCCUGACCAUGCCUUUCUCUUUCUCUCUCUAGAACUCUUUCUGAAAGAUAUCUCUGUUUAAUAUUUUUUCCUGCUGUAAAGAGGUCUUUAUACUUUUUCUAUAGUAUAUUACACCAUACCUGAAGUUUUACGGAAACAUGUUUAUGAAUCUCUGCCAGUGACAUUUUCCUGUCAGGUUUAGGUAAGUCGUUUAGUAUCAGAGUGAGAGUAUACACCUGCUAAAAGGCAUAUACAAUCAAAGAGAAUUUGAAACAGGCUAGACUGUGCCGCAUUUGGAGUGUUAUGUUUUCUUCUGUUUUAUGAAUGCCAUGCUGAAGAAUUACCAUGAGGACUGUAAAAGGCCUAAAAGAAGGUUGAUGUGCAGAAAAGAAGUAACAUGUACAAGAAAAAUGUAGACCUUUUUAAAUUUAGCAAGGAACAGUAUUAUUUUUAAUCUUUUUACAUACACUGGAGAAUAAAUACUUGAACUGGUCUGUGUAUGCAGAGCUACAGUUCACAGCAUAAAACUCUAGUGAAGACAGAUUAGUGGAGUAAUGUGUUACAUCACUAUAUAUAUAGUGUUGCCACUGGAGUGGUCAUUUCUCACUUGUCCAAGGCCUAUAUUGUGGCAAACUGUGCUGUAUUUCUAGCUUUGUUUAUUGUAUUUAUUUUCCUCAGAACUCACUACAGCAAGUUUUUAGCUGCCUUCUUAGCAGUUUUCUUUUGGCUAUGCUUAACAGAGUGUUGUAAGAUCUAAAUAUGCGUGAUAAUUGGAGUAUAAAAUAAUUUAACUUAAGCUAAUUACUUUACUUGACUUCUACCAAUAAACAGAGAUUACAGUUGAGUAUAACACACCUAA
Messenger RNA from Protopterus annectens (West African lungfish), 2900 nucleotides. Its product is annotated as metalloreductase STEAP4-like. NCBI's taxonomy places the organism in Eukaryota, Metazoa, Chordata, Ceratodontiformes, Protopteridae. The coding region runs from base 4 to 1413 and encodes 469 amino acids. Gene Ontology annotation, cellular component: endosome; plasma membrane. Gene Ontology annotation, biological process: copper ion import. The record is from RefSeq and is a predicted model, not a curated record. Gene Ontology annotation, molecular function: cupric reductase (NADH) activity; ferric-chelate reductase (NADPH) activity. The transcript is spliced from 4 exons.